UGGGGAGCAGGAACAAGCCUGCACGUGUUCCCAUGUCGCAGCUCGUUGGGGUUGUAUAUGUGGAUCGAUCGAGCUCGAUCUGAGCACGCCAUUCAACUCUGCAAGAAGCAAACAUGGCCAUGGCAGCCAAAUCCUUGGCGCCGGUGCUCAUCUCCACCGUCUUCUGCUGCUACGCCUUCCUCACCCCUUCCCACGCUUCGUCCGACGACUUCCCCCAAUGCCUCUCGGCGAGCAUCCCCUGCCCGCUCGUGCACGCACAGAGCACUCCGUCCUUCACUUCGGUGCUGGUGUCCUCCAUCCGAAACGCAAGGUUCUCCACGCCUACGACGGUGAGGCCGCUCUGGGUCAUCACGCCCACGAACGCCUCCCACGUGCAGGCCGCCGUGGUCUGCGGCCGCCGGCACGGCGUCCGCCUCCGGGUGCGCAGCGGCGGGCACGACUACGAAGGCCUGUCCUACAGCUCCAAGCGCCCGGAGGUGUUCGCCGUGGUCGACCUGUCUAAUCUCCGCGGCGUCCGGAUCGACAAGCAGAACUCCACCGCGUGGGUGGACUCCGGCGCGACGCUCGGCGAGCUGUACUACGCCGUCGCGCAGGCGAGCAACCAGCUCGCGUUCCCGGCCGGCCUGUGCCCGACCAUCGGCGUCGGGGGGCAUUUCAGCGGCGGCGGUUUCGGCACGCUGCUGCGCAAGUACGGCCUCGCCGCCGACAACGUCCUGAACGCCCUGGUGGUGGACGCCAGGGGGAGGAUCCUGGACAAGGACGCCAUGGGGCCCGACGUCUUCUGGGCCAUCCGCGGCGGCGGCGGCGAGAGCUUCGGCAUCGUGCUGUCGUGGCAGGUGAGGCUCGUGGCCGUGCCGCCGACGGUCACGGCGUUCAGGAUCCCGGUGACCGUCGACGAGGGCGCCGUGGAUGCCGUGACCAGAUGGCAGGAGGUGGCGCCAGCCCUCCCCGACGACCUGUUCAUAAGGGUGCUCCUCCAGAACCAGACCGCGACCUUCGAGGCCCUGUACCUCGGCACGUGCGACGUGCUCCUGCCGGUGAUGCGGUGCCGCUUCCGGGAGCUCGGGAUGAGGAUGAACCGCACCCACUGCCAGGAGAUGACAUGGAUCCAGUCCGUGCCCUACUUCUCCCUGAGCAGCGGCGCCACCGUGGAGGACAUCCUGAACCGGACCACCGCCACGGGCACCUACACGAAGAUGACGUCCGACUACGUCCGGCAGGCCAUCCGCCGCGACGCGUGGGAGAGCAUCUUUGCCGGAUGGCUCGCGAGGCCCGACGCCGGGAUCAUGAUCCUGGACCCCUACGGCGCGGCGAUCGGCGGCGUCCCGGAGCCGGCGACGCCGUUCCCGCACCGCGCCGGCGUGCUGUACAACAUCCAGUACGUGAACCUGUGGUUCGCCGGCGGGGACGGCGGCGCGGCGCAGAUGAAGUGGGUCAGGGACCUGUACGCGUUCAUGGAGCCGUACGUGAGCUCGAGCCCGAGGGAGGCCUACUUCAACUACAGGGACCUCGACCUCGGCGAGAACGUCGUCGUGGGCAACGUCAGCAGCUACGAGGCCGGCAAGGUUUGGGGCGAGAAGUACUUCAGGGACAACUACAAGAGGCUCGCUUUGGCGAAGAAUGACAUCGACCCUGACGACUUCUUCAGGAACGAGCAGAGCAUCCCGCCGCUCGGGCCGGGCAAGUAGGGAGCUGCAGGGACUUGGAAAAUGGCGCGCGCCUGCGGUCGAAACAUUUUAGAAUAAAUCUAGUUAUUAGCUAAUCAUUAUUUUUCUUUUGCACAUAUUGUAUAGCUAUACAUAACCACGUACGCACUCGCGGCUGGGGCUAGGAAAGAAAUAUAAGGACUAAUAAUAUAAGUUCAUGAAUAAAUUCAGCUAAUUAAAAUUAUUGCUUGCCUUUGGUCUCUUAU
Messenger RNA from Panicum hallii, 1912 nucleotides. RefSeq names its product berberine bridge enzyme-like 18. The coding region runs from base 114 to 1688 and encodes 524 amino acids. The record is from RefSeq and is a predicted model, not a curated record. Lineage: Eukaryota; Viridiplantae; Streptophyta; Magnoliopsida; Poales; Poaceae. The transcript has a single exon. Gene Ontology annotation, molecular function: oxidoreductase activity; FAD binding.